Messenger RNA from Spinacia oleracea (spinach), 831 nucleotides. RefSeq lists its product as uncharacterized. The transcript has 3 exons. Lineage: Eukaryota; Viridiplantae; Streptophyta; Magnoliopsida; Caryophyllales; Amaranthaceae. Bases 1 to 831 code for a protein of 276 amino acids. The record is from RefSeq and is a predicted model, not a curated record.
AUGGAAUGCCUUUCCAGAUGCUUGGAUGUGGUUGAGAAGAAAAAAGAGUUCAAGCAUCACCCUAGGUGUAAAAAGUUAAACAUCAUCCAUAUGAUGUUUGCUGAUGACCUACUGAUGUUUGCUAGGGCAGAUAUUCCCUUUGUGUCUGCUAUCUUUCAAGCUUUCACUAAAUUCUCAAAAGCUUCUGGUUUGGAAGCCAACUUGCAUAAGAGUGAUGUGUAUGUUGCUGGUGUUCCGGAAUCAGCUGCAAAUCAGAUUGUUGAUGCUUUGGGCAUAGCUAAAGUGUCUUUUCCUUUUAAGUAUUUGGGGGUGCCCCUUACAACAAGGAAGCUUAGCUAUACUGAGUGCAAACCCUUGAUAGAGAAAACAGUUAUUUUUGUCAUGCCUAAAAAGGUAAUGAAAGAAAUUCAGAAGAUAUGCAGAAUGUUUUUGUGGUCUGGUACUGGUGAAGGUUCAGCAAAGGCUCCUGUUUCAUGGGAAAGUUUGUGCUUACCAAAUCAUGUUCCUAAUGGUCUUACUUGGUCCAUAAGGAAAAUUUGGGCUAAUAGAGAAGUGUUUGUGGAAGCCGGGGAUGCUGAUAAAUUCAUCAAACAUGGAAAAUAUAGCAUACAGAAGAUGUAUCUUAAUUUGAGGAAAAAUGCAAGUUCAGUUACUUGGAAAAGAAUUGUUUGCAACAGCAAAGCUAGCCCAAAAGCCACUUUCAUUGUGUGGUUAGCUCUGCAGAAUAGAUUAGCUACCAAGGAGACUCUGUUGAAAUGGAAUAUGCAGAUUCAUGGUGAUUGUGUCAUAUACCAGACACAGUUAGAAACUCUGGAACAUCUGUUUUUUUAG